UCAUAACUCAAGCAGUCCCAAACACCACAAUGGUCAGCGAUAGCCUUAUAUCUGUCUUAGAUCCAUAGAGAACUCGAGACCUGUGCGAGCCCAUUUCGGUUUCUCUCGAAAAGUUGCUUGUUGAUGACCGGCGACAAUCCCGUUUAGAUUGGUGGUGUGACUGACGACAUGAGUCUCGCGAGUGAGUUUCCUUCAAAUCAGAAGACCCGCUAAAGAACAGGCCGGGGGACCGAAAUUAGUGUUCUGUUUGCAAUGGCUCUUGCAAUGUCUUGCUGCGUGGAUAUCCGUACUGCAAGCGGACAUGCUGUACCCCAAUCCUGGACAGGCGGACCCUCCGCACACAUCUCGUCCUCCACCGGUCAGAUCCACCCUUGUCGUCGCUCUGCUAUUACCAGUGGAACCGAACGGGGAAAGCCUGCUGCUGAUCGUACCCCCUCUCAUCAGCGCCAAAUCGCCACGUCGGCGCUAUUCUUUUCCAGGUCAAGCCGACGACAAGCUAAAUGCUGUACAAGCUGCUGCUUGGGCGGCGGCAGCGUCAAACUGGGCUGGCGGAGAGCGGCACUGGUUGCGUCCCGGCGAGUAGAUCAGCAGCAGCCAAACUGCGAGCCACAUUUGACGGUAGACGCACAACCAAGGGCAGCAACGUCCCUUUGCACUCGGGCGUCCGAGUCCGUUCGCCGGCCACUCGUUAGGGAGGACAGGAGAUGGACGCUUUCGGUGUCAUCUGUAGAAAGGCAAGCUGCAGGAUGCUCUGCUAGCGUACUGUCUCCACUGCCGUCUUCCUCUGUCACCCAGGUCAGGCAUCUGCAGAGGUCUACGAGGCGAGCUGCCGGCCGGCGAACUCGCCUUGUUGCGUGCUCCACGCAGUACAAUGAUGUCGCCGUCCAAGCCGAGUCCGAAGAUGUUCCUGGUAAUGGCGCCCCUGCGCAGGGGAGCAUCACCAAAGGCGCUGUCGUUAGGGUGAAGGCGCCGCUGGUCGUCUACCACGUGCCUAAACAACCGUCACUGAACCUGGAAGGGAUGGAGGGCAAGGUGGUGGAUAUUGUGGACAUGUGGAAGGGGCAACACCUUUCUGCCAAUCUUCCAUACAAAGUCGCCUUCGAGCAAGACCUUGGCGGAACCGGAAAAGCGACCAAGUUCUUUGCCCAUUUUACAGAGGAUGAGAUUGCGGUAGUCUCCCAAGCCGAGGCUUAACUGACAAGCCCCCAGUUACGAGAGGGCCACCCAUUAGGAGGGGGGUUUGAACGGCCAGGGUGCUUUUUGGAGGGCCUGCGAAUGGCGGGAGAAAGGCAGGUGGACGGGAAAAUGGGAAACAGGGGUCUUCACCCAUUUUAGAGAGGAUGAGAUUGUGAUAGUCUCCCAAGCCGAAGCUUAGCUGACAAGCCCCCAGUUAGGAGAGGGCCAUGAGAUUGUGAUAGUCUCCCAAGCCGAAGCUUAGCUGACAAGCCCCCAGUUAGGAGAGGGCCAGCCUUUAGGAGGAGGGGGUUCUGAAGGGUAAGGGUGCCUGUUUGGGGGGUUGCGAAUGGAGGGAGAAAGGCAGGUCGAGGGGAAAGUGGGAAACAGGGGGAAGAGAGGCACAGUGGGGAAAGGUGGGGGAUUUGCAGGAGUGUGGAGGGCGUGGGACGUGGGACAGCAGCAUUCUGGAUGCCAUGGAAUUAUGUUCUGUGUGAUAAGGAUGCUGUGGGGGGCAGCAAAGGGGGCUGCAAAAGUCGGGUGACAGGAAAACAGGGGGAAAGAGAGGCCCAGCGGGGAAGGGUGGGGAUUUUAGUAGGGGCGGUGUCUCUCGGCAUGAAACACCCACCAUUCUGGAGGCUGGGAACUGGCCCGGUGCAGCACACUGUCGGCGGCAGUGCGCUGACCAGGAAGAGGCAGCGGAAAUAGCGUAACGGAAGGGGGGGUAGGGCACCCUGCCAGCGGAAAUAGCACGAUGGAAGGGGGUUAAGGCACCCUGCCUGGUGUUGGGGUCCACAGGUGGGGGUUCCUCCAGGCAGUGGGUUGGCCUGGGAGGAAGUGUGGUUUGUGGAGGGGGCAGGAGAGGUGGUGAGUGGGUGGCCGUGGGGGAAGAGUCUCGUGAGGUGCACAUACCAACAAGGACUGAGCCAUUUAGGUGACGAGGGAAUGUCAGCGAGAGCAGUAGGAUUGGGGGAAAGGCUGCUCAAUGAGGGGGUUGCAGCAUCCAUAAUCUGGGCUACCAUAGCGGCGAGCUACAGGCAGGAGUAAGCCAGCUGUAAUGGUGAGGACCUGUAGCCACAGCUAUCCAUAGCGGUGAGCUACCGGUAGCAGCAGGCAUCCCCAUAGCGGUGAGCUACCGGUAGGAGCAGGCUAGCCAUAGCAGUGAGCUACCGGUAGCAGCAGGCUAGCCAUAGCAGUGAGCUACCAGCUAUCCCUAGUGGUGAGCCACUGGUAGCAGCAGGCUAUCGCUGCCGUCUUCACCUGAAUACAACGUACGGUCUUUAUAGCUGUAUUUGGGGCAUCUUUGAGUCUAGCAGCAAAAAUGACCGUACGUUGUAUUUGGGUGAAGACGGUAGUGGCGACGUACAUGUAGCAGCAGGCUGUUGAUAGCUGCGAGGUGUCAGUAGCAGCAGGCUACCCAUCGAUGCCCAUAAGCACUGCACGAGAGCUGGGCUAGGUAGUCGUAGCCAAGCCUCGUGCAUGUGCAGGCUGGUCUCGGGUAUCUUUAGCUGCAGGCUUGGAUAUCCGAACCAGUGGGCUACGUCCAUGGCGGGUGUCUUUAUCUGUCCAUACAGUUUGACUCUAUUCAUGCAUAGCGGGUAAGUGAAUGAUCUGCAAGUACUGGGCUCGAUUCAUCCAUAGCUGCAGGCCUGGUUACCCGUAGCUGCAGGCUUAGCCUACCCAUAGUUGUGCGAUAGGAGAGCUUUCCCAGUGGGCUACGUCCAUAGCAGGCGACUGUACUUGUUCAUACAGCUUGAUGGAAAGCUUGGGACAUAGCGAGGUCGAGGUAUGCUAUAGCCGAUUGGAGGCAAGAGCGAAAAAUAUUCCAAAUUCGGAAAGGCUUCACCCAACAUUCAAGUAGAGGGAGAGGAUUUGUCGAACAUCCCAAAUUAGGCAACAAUCAGCCAGAGAGUAUUUGUUGUGACAAAGAGGAAAAAAGAAAAAAGAAGUUGUGACAGUGGCAUCCGCGGAUGAACAUUGAUUUCA
Molecule: messenger RNA, 3159 nt
Organism: Chara braunii
Lineage: Eukaryota; Viridiplantae; Streptophyta; Charophyceae; Charales; Characeae
Source: the annotation of a GenBank genome assembly